This is a messenger RNA of Trachemys scripta elegans, 532 nucleotides long. RefSeq names its product group IIF secretory phospholipase A2-like. Gene Ontology annotation, molecular function: phospholipid binding; calcium ion binding. Gene Ontology annotation, biological process: arachidonate secretion; lipid catabolic process; negative regulation of T cell proliferation. The record is from RefSeq and is a predicted model, not a curated record. Bases 30 to 497 code for a protein of 155 amino acids. The transcript has 3 exons. NCBI's taxonomy places the organism in Eukaryota, Metazoa, Chordata, Testudines, Emydidae.
CGCCGUAUGUCAGGUGAGGGAUCAGGGAAAUGAUUCUCCUUGAAGGCAAAACAUCUCCUUGGAAACUCGUGAAAAGCCCUUUCUGCUCUUUCACAGUUUUGACCAUGAUCCACAGCAGCCUCCUCGAUUUCAAAUUCAUGAUCCGGAGAAUUACUGGGAAAAGUGCCCUCAUUUUCUACAAUGUGUAUGGAUGCCACUGUGGACUGGGUGGGAGAGGGCAGCCUCUGGAUAAGACAGACUGGUGCUGUCAUGCCCAUGAUUGCUGCUAUAAGGAGUUAACCAACCAGAGCUGUCACCCAUUUUUUGAUGAUUAUCAAUACUCCAUCAUCAACGAAGACGUUAUGUGCUGGAAUACAACUAACUCCACCUGUGCAAAGCAAGCGUGUGACUGUGACCGGACAGCGGUCCUGUGUUUCAGAAAGGAAGCAAGCAGCUAUAACAAAGGAUACCGUUAUUACUUCAAUUUCUUCUGCAAAGGAUCUACCCCCAGUUGCUAAAUAAAGCUUUAUUCGCCGUCUGGCUACACAACAGA